AUGCUCAGCAUUCUCGCUCAGGAGCGCCUGCUCGGAUUCGCGUUGGGCGGCGCUUUCACCGGUUUCGUGGUGUUUGAGCAGCGGAGGCGAAUCCACGACUCAAUUUCGGCCUACCAAUCUCCGUCCGAUGCCCAAAAACAGUUGAAAGAGCCGAUAUUGGGUAAGCAAUUCCGCUCGGAAUCUGCUCUCUUAUGGAACAAAGCCGUGGAUCAGGCGUUCGGGCCGCUCGUUUCCGCCCUUAGUUCGCACAGAGAAUGA
Molecule: messenger RNA, 258 nt
Organism: Linum trigynum
Lineage: Eukaryota; Viridiplantae; Streptophyta; Magnoliopsida; Malpighiales; Linaceae
Source: the annotation of a GenBank genome assembly